Molecule: messenger RNA, 921 nt
Organism: Ogataea haglerorum
Lineage: Eukaryota; Fungi; Ascomycota; Pichiomycetes; Pichiales; Pichiaceae
Exons: 1
Coding region: 1-921 (306 amino acids)
Source: RefSeq, a predicted model, not a curated record
AUGAGUUCGCGGACUCUUUUUGCCGACUAUGCCGGCCAAAAAUGCUAUACCUUGAUUGAAUCAGAUAUGGAGACAGAUGCGAUUCUGGAGUCACGUGAAGAUGCUGCGUUGCGUUUCUUGAACGGAGAGACUGUUGAUGAGACAGGUGCGCUGGAAUCGUUGCAAUUUGUAGUUACGUUUGUGUGCAAUGACGGACAAGAAACAUAUCGGGGCAAUUUUGAUAGCAGCAGUAGCGAGCCGUCAGGGAUUCUUCAGGGUCUGAAAAAAACGGUUUGGCUGCAAUGGCUUAACGAGGUGUUUUUACAAGGCGAGUUUGAUCCUGACUACGAGUUCAAGGUGCUGGACACAGAGAACAGCAAGAAGUUUACGGUUACUAAGGACUUUCGAGGGGUGCCUAGUCGAAUUCUGUUUGAGAUAGAAUGCUUUCUGACGAAAGGGGAUUUUUUCAAUCUUGGAGACGACAUAGCCGUCAAAUACGAGCAGGAACUAGUGCUUAGGCGACGGAUAAGACAGCUGAUGCUGAAAAACGAGCAGCUGCAACGCGAUUUCGACGAGUGUCAAAAAAUCAACGAACAACACGCUGCAGCUAACCAACGUGUCCAGGAUCGGAUCGAAAAGGUUGUGAUUCCUAUGUUCAAUGAGCAAAAACGGCUCUUGCGAGAGCAAAACGGGGUGCCUGAAUUUGAGCCGUUUGAAAGCAUCAAAAAGGAAAGUCUUAUUAACUGGCAGCGACCCGACGCUCCAGUGAAGUUUGACUACAAUGAAGAGCAUAAAGACAAAUACCGGCAAGAGAUAGAGCAGGUGUCACCGCGCAAACGUAAGCGAAAGACAGCUGCUCGUGAACCGACCCCGGAUGAUACCAGCGAAACUCAGGACGAUGACUCUACUAUUUCGACAGACUCAACCAAAUCGGAUAUGUGA